AGUCAGACGAAACUCUGAUACUCGCCAGUUCUCUGAGAGCCAAGUCAAACUUCACCGAGCGAACAUAACGAAAGAAUACAUCUCUGUCAAGAUGAUGCUGUUUUUGGCGCUCGUGCUCUCUGUAGCCACAGCUAUGCCUGCUCCCAGGAAGGGUGAGGAAUACUUUGACACCUUGGACACCAACACUGACGGUAUCAUCACCCUACACGAGGCGGAACAUGAGCUCACUGUGGCUUCCAUCUUCUCGGCCAUGGACGCUGACUGCGACGGUUUCAUCACUCGUGGACAGAUCCUUUUCUACUUCCGUGAAUUCGUGGAAGCGUUUGAUGGGCUGGACCUGAACGGAGACGGUUUCCUGACCGUGCAGGAGGCGGAGACCGCCACAACGAUAGGCCGCAUCUUCGCUUUCUUCGACACCAACGCUGACGGUCAGCUGGAGAGGUGGGAGGCGGACAGGUUGAUCCAGCUCAUCGUGCAGCUGCAGUCCGCCGCUGCCGCACAAGGCACGGCCUGCGCCACCCCUGGCCCCUAAACCCAACACCAACACCAACACAAGGUCGCUUCACUUCGACUGGACACCUACAAAUCACCUGCUGAUGGGUGGCUAUGCCAUUAUGGCCUGUAAUAAAUCACUGAAGUAUU
This is a messenger RNA of Branchiostoma floridae (Florida lancelet), 642 nucleotides long. Its product is annotated as calcium-dependent protein kinase 16-like. The record is from RefSeq and is a predicted model, not a curated record. Gene Ontology annotation, molecular function: calcium ion binding. Bases 92 to 532 code for a protein of 146 amino acids. The transcript has 5 exons. Lineage: Eukaryota; Metazoa; Chordata; Leptocardii; Amphioxiformes; Branchiostomatidae.